Clonostachys byssicola is the source of this 2409-nucleotide messenger RNA. The record is from the annotation of a GenBank genome assembly. Lineage: Eukaryota; Fungi; Ascomycota; Sordariomycetes; Hypocreales; Bionectriaceae.
AUGGAUGGCCGGGCCGCAGGGAGAGGGGUUGAUGGCGUUGCGCGUCACGCUCAAGGGCCAAGCAGGCCAUCUGCAACUGCAACGAGAGGAGGUCGUCCAAGCAGCCAAAGACCCUUUUCCAACCCGUCACAGGACGUCGCGAAUCAGGUUCGGGACAGGCGAAGGCCGGCCUCUCUUUCGUCUGGCCGACGGGUGAUUGCUACUACCCGUGCCAAGUCUGCGUAUCAAGUCGGCUAUUCCAAGGAUUGCACCUUUGAGAAAGGAGACACCAUCAAUGUCUUUGAAAUAAAAGACCACAACUGGUGGUUUGGUCAGAAUAUACGGACGGGCCGGAGUGGGGAGUUCCCUUGCAGCUAUGUGACAAUAAUAAAAGGCAGCACCGGUAUGGGCGUUCUGGCUAGGUUUCGCCCUGUACAUGAUUUCAAAGCCCAGGAGAAAGGCGACCUGGACAUACUGGCGGGCCAGACGGUCUUAGUCACUGAACUGUCAGAAGACGGCUGGUGGAAGGGGAGAGUCGAGGACUCCAACGGCCCUGAGGGGAUGUUUCCCCGGACCUAUGGUGUAGUCAUCCGAUCAUCCAUCCCGAAAUCUCGCCCACAGUUCUGGAAGGGCCCUAAGAGUGAAUUCGAGGCGUACAGCCAUGUUGACUAUAAGGGCGAUCUCCACUUGGGCUUGUCAUUCAAAGCUGGGGACAGACUGCUCAUCUACGUCCGGCUCAGCAGUUUGCUUUCAUGGGGCGCUAAUGCCAUAGCCAGCUACGACGGCACCGUCCUUGCAAACUUGGCUUUCGCGAAGGGUGAUAUACUUGUGGUCAAACACAUCUUGGACUAUGAAGUCGCAUGGGCAAGAAACAGCAAGACAGGCUUAGAGGGUCUUUGCCCGGAGGCUCUCAUUCAUAUGCCCGCCGCCCCGUCAGAGAAGAAAGUCUCGAAACCCCAUAUUAUUUCACCGUUUUCACCGAAUAAUGUGACUGCAUUAUAUACUUGGCCUGGAGAGUCAACAGAGGAUUUGCCAAUUGUCAAAAAUGACCGGAUAUGGGUCAUUGAAACUCUGGGUGACGAUUGGUUAAAGGGCGUUAAUGGGCGCACUGGCAGGAUAGGCGAAUUUCCGAGAACCUUCGUUCGCUUCCAAGAGGUCACAGACUCUCAAGGUAAGAGAAGUUCUUCGGGGAAUAUCGAAACGUUAGCUGCCUCUCAACCUCAACCGGCCGCUGCCACUUCAACGAAACGUAUUCAAAUACCACCUUCUCCCCCAGCUGUCAAACCUGUAUCGCGAAGCGGGCCUGUGAGGCAACCUGAUUUGACACCGGGAGCUACAACUCCGACGGAGAGCACUCAAAUCCCGCUUUUACAACUGCCCGCCAGAUCUAUAUCUGGAAGUAGAUUGGACACUGACCUGGUCCGUGACUCGAAGCUCGAUACGUCAUUCACUGGUGAGGAUGUAGUCUGCCAUACCUCCUAUACAUUCCACCCCAGAAACCGCAACAACCGUAUCGUCGUGGAAGAGAAAUGGAAGGUGGAAAGAUACCUCGGGCGCGGUGGCUUUGGCCAAGUUGAUCUACAAAAGUGCGUGCAAGGACCGAAGGAGGGUGAACUCCGUGCUGUCAAGAAGAUAAUCAAGAAUCCAUAUGAUGACGAAACCAAGAAGAUCAAUUAUGAUCGGGAGCUUGAGGCGAUUGCCAAGUUUUCUCAUGAGAAGGCAAUACGUCCAUUGCUUUGCACGCUCGUUUGGAUGCACAUGCGAGGUCGCUUCCCGGAAAUUGAGGUUGGACAAAUCACCUCUCAAAUUCUGGAGGGUCUCAGUUAUAUGCAUGAUAACGGAUUUGCUCACAGGGACUUGAAGCCUGCUAAUAUCCUCGUCAAAGAACGGUCGCCGAAUUGGUGGGUGAAGAUCAGCGAUUUUGGAAUCUCCAAGCGUGCCAGCGGUGACCACACAGCGUUGCACACCCUUGUUGGGACGCCACGAUACCUUGCCCCAGAGGUGAUGAGAAUCUUCUCCCCAGAGGAUACGGAUGAUCUGGACAGUGAGACCAUGGCUUAUACCGUGGCAAUCGACCAGUGGGCGCUAGGGGCCAUCGCGUUUCAACUCCUCGCCAGCAGAGAUCCGUUCCCGCAACCGCGCUCUCUUCAGACCUACGUACAUGGCAAGGAGCCAUUCCCCUCUAGUGUUUUGACAGAAUUGCGAGUAAGCGAGUCAUGUAUAGAGUUUCUGAAGGCCCUGCUUGCACCAAUACCUUCCCGCAGACUAAAUACAAACACUGCUUUGAAACAUCCAUGGUUAGAACAGAUCAGCCAAUCCCCCCAGCUCUUAGACCAAAGUGUUACAUUGAUAGAGGAAGAAUUUUCUCUUAUUCAAUUUGAUACAUUAACUGCAAGUAUAUCGUGGACCGAGGCGCUUCAAAAGCCUUGA